UCUUGUAUCACUGCCUUCUUGUUACUGAACAUUAUUUGCACUAAUGUGCAUCUACGUGUAUUUUACAAACGGCAGAGGAUGAAACUAAAUUCUAGUUUUGACGUAAAAUCGCCUACUUGUUUUGUCUAUUUGGUUUGCUACAUCAUCAUUCGACUGGAAGCAAACACUUGCCAACUAAUGAGUCAACUCUGGUUUUCUUUCUGAGCUGAUUAUGGUGAAUAAUAUAUACAACAGCAGACGAUGGCUAAAUGAAUAAUGCACACUGUUAUUUCCUGGAGAAGUCGACCAGAAGCACGCCGGUACAUCCGGUACGAGAAUCCCUGUAUAGUUCUUCUUGGCAACGCCAUUUGCUACGUAAUAUCCGGUCUCAUCCUAUUGGUCGUGGGGGUCAUCAUUACGUCACUUACAUUUCAAAAUUUGGAACGCUAUGAACAUGAGAAAACCGAGAGAUAUGCAGGUCCUAUACUGAUUGUUGUUGGGAUCUUAAUACUUGCUCGUGGUGCCUUCAGUCAAAUCAAAGCCAAGAGGGCCAACAGCCAACAGAGCUUUGUCAUCAGAAGUUACACAGGAGAGCUUCUGACUCGUCCUAUUAUGGAGUACAGCAGCAAUUCUUUAACAAUGUGCAGUGUUGGUAUUUCUGAGACGCACGAGUACCCAAGGUUAUCCAUAUAUGACGACGAACCACCUGCUUACCAUACCGUGAUUGGCAGUCAAUGUCACGUGGUCCAGACACGUGACGAAUCUACCCAAUCACCAGAAGAUUAUGCAGAUCCUCCACCCACGUAUGAGGAGUUUAUCCAGCAUGCAACUGACACCAACGAUACCUCGUCAGAGUCUAACAGUCUUCCAGAAAUCGCCUCGCAGAGCAAGAGUGGCCAUUGAAGUCCGCCAAAAGAAUAAGCUCUCUAUGCAAGACACCAUCAUCACCGGCUGCCAGUAUUCAUUUGUACAUGUAUAUAUUUCAAUCUCUGCCUACGGGAUUUUUGUGUCAAAACAUAAAUAAAAAAUGAUUAAUAAAGACACUUUUUUUAUGUUAUAGCAUGAUAUUAAAGAUGGAGCCUUGCUAGCAAUGUUAAAACUGUAUGUUGCAACUAAAGGAGUUUGGGGUGUCAAGGUUUUCGCAAAUAAAUACAAUGCG
Molecule: messenger RNA, 1138 nt
Organism: Saccostrea cuccullata (small rock oyster)
Lineage: Eukaryota; Metazoa; Mollusca; Bivalvia; Ostreida; Ostreidae
Exons: 4
Coding region: 256-882 (208 amino acids)
Source: RefSeq, a predicted model, not a curated record